AGAAAAGAAAGCACUUGUAUUUAGAACCCAAAACCAGCAAAGAAAGGUGCUUCUGAAUGUCAGGGAUGGAGAGACUACAGAGGAUGUUCGCCGGCGCCGGAGGAGCUCUGGGUCACCCACCCCCGGAUUCGCCCACUCUCGAUUCCUCAGAACAGGUCUACAUCUCCUCGCUCGCGCUGUUGAAGAUGCUAAAGCACGGAAGAGCGGGGGUGCCUAUGGAGGUCAUGGGCUUGAUGCUGGGAGAGUUUACUGAUGAGUAUACUGUUAAGGUUGUGGAUGUGUUUGCUAUGCCGCAGAGUGGUACUGGUGUUAGUGUCGAAGCAGUCGAUCACGUGUUCCAGACUAACAUGCUCGAUAUGCUCAAGCAGACCGGAAGGCCGGAGAUGGUUGUAGGGUGGUACCAUUCGCAUCCUGGAUUCGGCUGUUGGCUAUCUGGUGUGGACAUUAAUACACAGCAGAGCUUCGAAGCUUUGAAUCAACGUGCUGUGGCUGUGGUGGUGGAUCCCAUUCAGAGUGUGAAGGGGAAGGUGGUCAUUGAUGCCUUCCGCCUUAUCAACCCACAGACUAUGAUGCUUGGUCAAGAACCUCGGCAGACCACAUCCAAUCUUGGCCAUCUUAAUAAACCAUCUAUUCAAGCUUUGAUCCAUGGUUUAAACCGGCAUUAUUACUCUAUAGCAAUCAAUUACAGGAAGAAUGAACUCGAGGAGAAGAUGUUGCUUAACCUUCACAAGAAGAAAUGGACUGAUGGGCUGACCCUAAAACGUUUUGAUACUCAUUCAAAAACAAAUGAGCAAACUGUUCAGGAGAUGUUGAGCCUAGCUGUCAAGUACAACAAGGCCGUGCAGGAGGAGGAUGAGUUGUCUCCAGAGAAGCUUGCUAUUGCAAAUGUGGGAAGACAAGAUGCCAAGAAGCACCUAGAAGAACAUGUCUCCAACUUAAUGUCCUCAAACAUAGUCCAGACCUUGGGAACCAUGCUCGAUACUGUUGUGUUCUAGACUUCAGCAUGCAAGUGUGCACAACUGAUUUUCAGUACUGAACAUGUAAGUCUGGUUUAAGACAAACUUAAAAUGUAUGCACGAGAGUUUCUGUUUCCUGACUUUCAUUCCCAGUUAACAAGUUUUACCAUGUUUUUAUUAUUUACUGUAUGAAAUUGAUUGCAUUGCUUCACUAUC
Molecule: messenger RNA, 1172 nt
Organism: Fragaria vesca subsp. vesca
Lineage: Eukaryota; Viridiplantae; Streptophyta; Magnoliopsida; Rosales; Rosaceae
Product: 26S proteasome non-ATPase regulatory subunit 14-like
Exons: 6
Coding region: 57-995 (312 amino acids)
Biological process (GO): proteasome-mediated ubiquitin-dependent protein catabolic process; protein deubiquitination
Cellular component (GO): proteasome regulatory particle, lid subcomplex
Molecular function (GO): metallopeptidase activity; proteasome binding; protein binding
Source: RefSeq, a predicted model, not a curated record